AUGGCGUCUGCGCUUGCGAUUGGCUUCGGUGUGGCUGCUGCCGCCUUCUUCGGCAGGGCUGGUCUUGUCGCUCUCCGCCGACACCGUGGCGGAACGAAUGCGCUGGGUCGCGCGUUCUACAAGGGUGGAUUUGAGCCCAAGAUGAACAGGAGGGAGGCUGCUCUCAUCCUCGAGCUCCCUGAGAGAGGCCUCUCCAAGGAGCUCAUCCGCAAGAAGCACAGGCAGCUCAUGCUGCUGAACCACCCUGAUCGCGGCGGAAGCCCGUACCUCGCCACAAAGGUUAACGAGGCGAAGGAGUUCUUGGAGAACAACCGCACAUAA
Molecule: messenger RNA, 321 nt
Organism: Lasiodiplodia theobromae
Lineage: Eukaryota; Fungi; Ascomycota; Dothideomycetes; Botryosphaeriales; Botryosphaeriaceae
Product: Heat shock protein DNAJ
Exons: 3
Coding region: 1-321 (106 amino acids)
Biological process (GO): protein import into mitochondrial matrix
Cellular component (GO): PAM complex, Tim23 associated import motor
Molecular function (GO): ATPase activator activity
Source: RefSeq, a predicted model, not a curated record